CGUAAGAGACUUCAAGGAGGGUCUGCAUUCUGUUCGGUUAUUCUUAAAUGGUACUAUAUCGCGUCGUUAGCGAGUAUGGGGAGUCAUUUUUCCCAAGACCUUUUCAAAAGGCUUUUAUCUUGGGCCGAAAUUCUAAUUGUUUCGCAUUAUAACGCGCUCCCUAAGAGGAUCUUAAUUGCGUUAUAUUACUCUACCGGAAACGCUGUUUUCCUAUUUCUGCCGUUUAUGCAACUCGUUAUGAAUUUUCAUGAAGAGACCAUGAAAACUCUUGCUGUUUUCAUCGCGGUAGUAACUCUUUUCUGGAAAUAUUCCAGCAUCGCUCUCAAUAUUCGCAAAUUAUCCGACCUCGCAAAUCUAAUUCAUAAACUGGAUCUAGAAGUCCAACAACCUGAGUUGAAAGACUACUUGUGCAAACGAAUCCGUUUCGGGAGCCAAUUGUGUCGCGCUUACGUUGUUGUUAGCAUUAGUACCUGUUUGGCGGCUAUCUUUUCUGCACUUCUCACCGGAAAACUCCUUUUCCCGAUGUGGAUCCCGUUUGAUUGGCAAAACUCGCGACUUAUUUAUUGGACAGUACUCUGCUGUGCGUUGCUCUCAUAUGCAUGUAUAGCAUUUGAGGAUUUGUUGGGUGAUUUAGUGCGGAUUAUCUACAUUUUAAUAAUACCCGGUCAUCUGUAUGUCCUUGGAGAGAGAGUUUCAAGAAUCGGUUACGACCAGUUUAAAAGCAACAGGGAAAACUACGAGGAAUUAAUUGGAUGCGUUCGCACACACCAGAUGAUUAUAAGCAUUAUCGCAAACUUUAACCAAAUCAUGUCCAAGACAUUCAUGGUAGUACUAAUCGCAUUCCAGAUGGCCAUUUGCACAAGCCUUUACCACAUCCUGUUUUGGGAUGAUGAUUUCUUUGUAAAAUGUUGUUUCGCAGGAUUUGCUACAUCCCUAUUUCUGGUGAACAGCCUUCAGUGUUACUUUGGGAGUGAAUUUGAAUAUUUGAGCGAGCGGUUUAUGACCGCCGUUUAUUCUUGUAAUUGGAGUGAUCAGGACCAGAAAUUCAAGCUCGUUUUGCUGGGAAUGCUAAUUCGGUCCAGUCGUAAUCUUCGAAUUUUAGCUGGAGGAAUCAUUCCAGUUUCGUUGCCGACAUUUUUAGUGGUGUUGAAAUCUUCGUAUUCUCUGUUUGCCGUGCUACAUCAGCUCAAUAAUUGAAUAACUAUUUUCAGAAGAUCGAAGUUAUUGUCUCUUAAAACCAAUUAAAUAAAUUAAUUAUGGGACUCAAAUUAUUUCGACAACCAAGAGGAUCUAAAGUUUUAAAUCAUUAUAAUCGGCUGAGCCCCAAAAACACGAAAAAUAUUAUAUGAUAAAUAUAUAAAUAUAAAAUUUUUUGAAUGUUAAUAAUCGCGAGACAUAACAUAAA
Hermetia illucens (black soldier fly) is the source of this 1405-nucleotide messenger RNA. RefSeq names its product odorant receptor 33a-like. The coding region runs from base 76 to 1197 and encodes 373 amino acids. Gene Ontology annotation, molecular function: odorant binding; olfactory receptor activity. The transcript is spliced from 3 exons. Gene Ontology annotation, biological process: detection of chemical stimulus involved in sensory perception of smell; sensory perception of smell. Gene Ontology annotation, cellular component: plasma membrane. Lineage: Eukaryota; Metazoa; Arthropoda; Insecta; Diptera; Stratiomyidae. The record is from RefSeq and is a predicted model, not a curated record.